AUGCCUAUCGGACAAGCGGUCGGUAACAAAAUCACCUGGACUGAUAGCGCCGACAAGAAGCUCUUGAUGGCCAUGCUCGAGGUGGCUUCUCCCUCCGUGCCAAACAUGGUCGAGGUAGCCAACGUCUUUGGCGAAGGAGCAACACCUAAGGCCCUCAGACACACACGCGCGCGCGGGCGCGAUUUCAAAUCUCCACCGCACGAGAAUUUCAAAGCACACCACAACCUACCUGCCUACACACCUACCCAAAAGGUCACACAAGCCACCAUGCCUUCGGGACUCUCAGAAGGAAACAAAAUCGUCUGGGAUGACGCCGCCGACAGACAAUUCCUCAUGGCCAUCAUCAAAGCCGCAGCUCCCACUCUGCCAAAAUUCGCAGAUGUCGCCGCCAUCAUCGGCAAUGGCGUUACCGCAUCGGCUCUCUCUAACCGCUGGGCUAAGUUGAAGAAGCAAAUCGAAGGAACCGGAGAAGGACGAAGCUCGGCAGCUCCAUCUACGCCUUCGAAGCCAAAAUCGACUCCGUCGAAGGCGAAGGGUACGCCGAGGUCUGCGAGGAAGCGGAAGGCGAAGGAUAUGAGUGAGAAUGGAGAUGACGAAGAGGAGAUGGAGGAGAAGGCGGGCGAGGAUGAGAAGGCGCCUUCUGAGAAGAAGGUCAAGAUCAAGGAGCAGCCUCUGGAUGAGGACGAGGACGAGAAGGAGGAAUGGUUGGUCUAG
Molecule: messenger RNA, 714 nt
Organism: Sphaerulina musiva SO2202
Lineage: Eukaryota; Fungi; Ascomycota; Dothideomycetes; Mycosphaerellales; Mycosphaerellaceae
Exons: 3
Coding region: 1-714 (237 amino acids)
Source: RefSeq, a predicted model, not a curated record